Messenger RNA from Aplysia californica (California sea hare), 608 nucleotides. RefSeq names its product sodium- and chloride-dependent betaine transporter. Gene Ontology annotation, cellular component: membrane. Gene Ontology annotation, biological process: sodium ion transmembrane transport. Bases 48 to 455 code for a protein of 135 amino acids. The transcript is spliced from 2 exons. NCBI's taxonomy places the organism in Eukaryota, Metazoa, Mollusca, Gastropoda, Aplysiida, Aplysiidae. The record is from RefSeq and is a predicted model, not a curated record.
UUCCCUUCUUCAUUUGCUUGUUUGCGUGUGGUCUUCCCUUGUACUUCAUGGAAGUGGCGAUGGGCCAGUUUCUUUCAAAGAGUUCGUGGCACGUUUUCGCAAUUUGCCCAUUGUUUGCAGGUCUGGGAAUUGCGAUGAACGUACUCUCUUUGAUCGUUUCCUGGUUCUUCCUGGUUGUCCUGGCCUGGAGUUUGAUAUAUCUGGUGAACUCCUUCAAAGAUCCUCUACCUUGGACUCUGUGUGGUCAGUGGUGGAACUCGGAGCACUGCAGGCCCACUAGUGGAAGCUCUGGUGGCAUAGGUGCUAAUGGAAGUGGAAGCGUAGCCGAAGCAUUGAAUGAGACUUCUGAUCAGAUGAACUUAUGGAUGAAAAGUUACAACUUGACAGCUUCUAAUGAUACAGUGAAGACAAACUUGUCUAAAUCUGCCAGCGAAGAGUUUUGGACGUACGUAUAAUAAUAUCAUAAUGUUGAUUGUUAUAUAAAAGGUGCAUUUCUCAAUAGUGUUCAUCCUUAAUUUUUGGUAAAUGUUUUAACAGCAAGGGAGAAAAUUGGUGAGUAAAAAUGAAAGUUUAACUUGUGACAAGUUUAAGAAACAUUUGGUCACUUU